Acipenser ruthenus (sterlet) is the source of this 995-nucleotide messenger RNA. Its product is annotated as alpha-crystallin B chain-like. Gene Ontology annotation, molecular function: protein folding chaperone; structural constituent of eye lens. Bases 68 to 514 code for a protein of 148 amino acids. The transcript is spliced from 3 exons. Gene Ontology annotation, biological process: response to heat; protein refolding. The record is from RefSeq and is a predicted model, not a curated record. Lineage: Eukaryota; Metazoa; Chordata; Actinopteri; Acipenseriformes; Acipenseridae.
AGAGACCGUGUACACACAGCAGACUGGACAGCAGCAGCAGCAGCAGCUCACUUUUGAAAGGCUGAAGAUGGACAUUGCUAUACAGAGCCCCUGGAUCCGACGCCCCCACUUUCCUUCCUUCUUCCCCUGCCGGAUCUUCGACCAGAAUUUCGGGGAGCACCUCUCAGAGGGCGAGCUGUUCCCCUCCUUCCCUUCCAUGUUCUGGCCCAGAUCUUCCUUCUUUCGGAUGCCCAGCUGGGUGGAUUCAGGACUCUCUGAGAUGAAGCUGGACAAGGACAGGUUCAUGGUCAACCUGGAUGUGAAGCACUUCUCUCCUGAGGAGCUGGGAGUCAAGGUGAACGGAGACUUCCUCGAGAUCCGCGGGAAACACGAGGACCGGCAGGAAGCCGCGAGGGGCGAUUCCGUUGACAAGCCAGUGACAGGGACAGAAGGGCUCCGUUCUGCCAUAGUCCCCAGAAACCUGGUGCAGUAUUUGUUUAUUUAUGUAAUCUGUAUACAGUCCUUUACUAACUGAAAUAUUCACACAGGCAAGGUGCAGGGCUAGCUAGUUUCAAACACCAGUGCCUUCCUCCGAAGGAACCGAAUUGUCACCUGAAAACUCGUAACCUGUGAAACCCGAAUUCCUUCAUUCGGUUGCCUUUGUUAGUAUAACGUAUAGACACUGUAUAUAAACCCCACAGUCACCUAUAGGGAAGCUAUGAGAGCAAACAGCACAGUGAAAGUGUUCCAGAACAUUCUCCUCAAUACAUUAGCAAUACAACUCCAGAUCUGUUACUAGAACUGCAUGUGUGCCACGAGUGUGCGUGUGCGUGUGCGUGUGCGUGGGCACGUUUAUUUGCAUGGCAUUCCUAAUCACUGAGGUAACAAAUGGUAGUGUCAGCAGUUGGCAAUGGUUAAAAGGGGGGCCAUUGUUGGUAGUGCUAAUAAGAGGUAAGAAAUGGACUUUCAAUCCUUUAGCACUGCUGUAAAGGGGAACUGAGACUGCUUGUGCUAAA